AUGACCGUUGGUGGGAUUCCGGAUCAGAUCUCUGAACAUGCUGAGAUGAUUUGCCACGUGGCCAUAGGAAUGAUGUGGGAAGCUCGAUCAGUGCCGGAACCAGUGAAUAAAAAACCUCUUCAAGUUCGAAUCGGAAUCCAUUCAGGACCUCUUAUAGCCGGUGUGGUGGCCGUAAAGAUGCCCAGGUAUUGCCUGUUUGGUGACACCGUCAGCACAGCGUCAUUGAUGGAAACGAAUGGCCUGCCCGGAAAGAUCCACUUGGGAAUCACUGGCUUACCUGCAUUCUCCCUGACUUGUUUUCAGACAUUCAAAAUUGCAAAUUCUACUGGACGUUUCGAGUUUGAUUGCCGGGGAAGCGUAUACAUCAAGGGGAAGGGAGAGAUGGUCACUCACUUUCUGCGGAAGAGCACCAAGAAGAGCAUAUGGGAAAUCAUCGACAGAGAGCGAGAUGUCAAUAAAAACUCCAUCGACGGAUACGAGGAACUCGAGACGGGCAUGCCUUACUCCGAACCACAUCAGACUAUUAUACAGCCAGUGACGGCUACUACAUCAAAAACUUGCACAAUUUCAUAA
Cooperia oncophora is the source of this 573-nucleotide messenger RNA. The record is from the annotation of a GenBank genome assembly. Lineage: Eukaryota; Metazoa; Nematoda; Chromadorea; Rhabditida; Trichostrongylidae.